Cryptomeria japonica (Japanese cedar) is the source of this 830-nucleotide messenger RNA. RefSeq lists its product as uncharacterized. NCBI's taxonomy places the organism in Eukaryota, Viridiplantae, Streptophyta, Pinopsida, Cupressales, Cupressaceae. The transcript has 2 exons. Bases 44 to 748 code for a protein of 234 amino acids. Gene Ontology annotation, molecular function: protein dimerization activity. The record is from RefSeq and is a predicted model, not a curated record.
UUUCAAAGUUGUGCAGAAUAUUAUUGUUGACCGUUGGAACAAGAUGACCAAUCCCUUACAUCUCUUAGCAUUUGCUUUGACACCAAAAUUUUAUAGUGCAGAGAUGCUUGCAACACCAAGGAGGGUACCACCAUAUAGAGAUGCAGAGGUUGCUUCUGGCUAUAGAGCUGCCUUUAAAAAGAUAUAUCAAGAUGAGGAGACAAGAAAUGUUGUCAUGAAGGAGUUUGGCCAAUUUUUAUCCACAAAAAAUCAUGAUGUUGUAGCUCUCAAUGCUAGAUAUGGGAUGGAUGUUGAUGAGUGGUGGUAUGUACAUGGUCAAGGCUCCGUUUACUUGCAGCCUCUUGCAAUUAAACUUCUCUCCCAAGUUGCAAGUUCUUCUUCAGCUGAGCGGAAUUGGAGUACAUACUCCUUCAUCCACUCAGUCAAACGUAAUCGUUUGGGUGCAAAGAGAGCUGAGGAUUUGGUCUACGUACACUCCAACCUUCGUUUGUUGUCACAUAAGGACCUUGAAUAUAAUGUGGGUGCAACAAGGAAUUGGGAUCUAGCCCUUGAGUGUGCUGAUUUAGAUGCUACAGUUGCACAACUUGCCCAACUCUCUAUAGACGAGGCAGCUAUGGAACUUGAGAGAGACUUGGCUAGUGGGUGUGACAUUCCAUUCGAUAGUGGUUCAAUUGAUGUUGGAUUUGAACCACUUGAUGACCUUGGGCUUGGGUUGGAUGGUUCAGAUGAAGAUGAAUAUGGAAUUUAAAUCCCAUAGAUGGCUUGUAAUUUGAAUUUUUAUUGUGUCAUGACAUAUUCACAUUUUGAAACUUGAAUCAGUUGAAACUUGA